AUGUGGGCCGGACUGUUCCUCCGGGCCGCCUGUGUCGCGCUCCUGCUGCCGGGGGCCCCAGCCCGCGGCUACACUGGGAGGAAGCCGCCCGGGCACUUCGCAACCGAGAGGCGCCGGCUGGGCCCCCACGUCUGCCUCUCAGGGUUCGGGAGCGGCUGCUGCCCUGGCUGGGCGCCCUCCAUGGGCAGUGGGCACUGCACCCUUCCCCUGUGCUCCUUUGGCUGCGGGAGAGGCAUCUGCAUCGCUCCCAACGUCUGCUCCUGCCAGGAUGGAGAGCAAGGGGCCACCUGCCCAGAAGCCCACGGACCCUGCGGGGAGUACGGCUGUGACCUGACCUGUAACCAUGGCGGCUGUCAGGAGGUGGCCCGAGUGUGCCCUGUGGGCUUCUCGAUGACAGAGACAGCUGUUGGCAUCAGGUGUGCCGACAUUGAUGAAUGUUUAAGCUCCUCCUGUGAGGGCCACUGCGUGAACACAGAAGGCGGGUUUGUGUGCGAGUGUGGGCCGGGCAUGCAGCUGUCUGCCGACCGCCACAGCUGCCAAGACACUGACGAGUGCCUCGGGACCCCCUGUCAGCAGAGGUGUAAAAACAGCAUCGGCAGCUACCGGUGUUCCUGCAGAACUGGCUUCCACCUGCAUGGCAACCGGCACUCCUGUGUAGAUGUUAACGAAUGUCGGAGACCGCUGGAGAGGCGAGUCUGUCACCAUUCCUGCCACAACACCGUGGGCAGCUUCCUGUGCACAUGCCGACCUGGCUUCAGGCUGCGAGCUGACCGGGUGUCCUGUGAAGCUUUCCCGAAAGCCGUGCUGGCCCCAUCCGCCAUCCUGCAGCCUCUGCAGCACCCGCCUAAGAUGCUGCUGUUGCUUCCAGAGGCCGGCCGGCCUGCGCUCUCCCCGGGACACAGCCCUCCCUCUGGGGCUCCUGGGCCUCCUGCCGGAGUCAGGACCACCUGCCUGCCAUCUCCCACCCCUGCGCUACCAACAGCUUCCCCGGCUGCCCCGACCGGGGCGCUGUCCACCCCGAUGGCCACCCCAGGGCCUAGUGUGCCCCUGUUGGGGACGCUCAGACCUCCCUCACAACUGCAGGAGAAGGCGGUGGUCACCCCUUCCUUGCCCAGGGGCCCCACAGCCCCACCGCCAGCACCAGGGCCCUCUGGCUGCUGGCACCUGGGAACUGCGUAUGAGUCGGGGAGCCACUGGACCGAGCCCGGGUGUUUCCAGUGCUGGUGCGAGGACGGGGAGGUGACCUGUGAAAAGGUGACGUGUGAAGCUGCUUGUUCCCACCCCAUCCCCUCCGGAGACGGGGAGUGCUGCCCGUCGUGCACAGGCUGUUUUCACAGUGGCGUCAUAAGAGCCGAAGGGGCCGUGUUUUCUCCUCCCACGGAGAACUGCACCAUCUGCGUCUGCCUGGCUGGAAAUGUGUCCUGCAUCUCCCCCGAGUGUCCCCCUGGCCCGUGUCAGACCUCCCCAAGGUCAGACUGCUGUACUUGUGUUCCAGUGAGGUGCUAUUUCCACGGCCGGUGGUAUGCAGAUGGGGCUGUGUUCAGUGGGGGUGGUGACGAGUGUACCACCUGUGUCUGCCAGAACGGGGAGGUGGAAUGUUCCUUCACACCAUGUCCAGAGCUGGACUGCCCCCGUGAGGAGUGGUGGCUGGGCCCUGGACAGUGUUGCUUCACCUGCCGGAAGCCCACGCCCAUGACAGGUUGCUCUCUCGACGACAACGGGGUUGAGUUUCCGGUUGGACAGAUCUGGUCUCCUGGUGAUCCCUGUGAGUUAUGCAUCUGCCAGGCAGAUGGCUCCGUGAGCUGCAAGAGGACAGACUGUGUGGACUCCUGUCCGCACCCGAUUCGGAUCCCUGGACAGUGCUGCCCGGACUGUUCGGCAGGCUGCACCUACACAGGCAGAAUCUUCCACAACAACCAGACCUUUCCGUCUGUGCUGGACCCGUGUCUGAGCUGCAUCUGCCUGCUGGGCUCAGUGGCCUGCUCGCCCGUGGACUGCCCCAUCACCUGCACCUACCCUUUCCACCCCGACGGGGAGUGCUGCCCGGUGUGCCAAGACUGCAACUACGAGGGAAGGAAGGUGGUGAACGGCCAGGUGUUCACCUUGGACGAGGAGCCCUGUACCCAGUGCAUGUGCCAGCUGGGAGAGGUGAGCUGCGAGAAGGUCUCCUGCCAGCGGGCCUGCUCGGACCCCUCCGUGUCCCCUGGGGACUGCUGCGCCUCCUGCCCUGAUUCCUUGGAAGAAAGGCAAGGACUCGCCCCUCCUGGAGACGUGGAAUUCAGCAACGCGGCACGGAGUCCCCGUAGAGACACUGAGGCCCCUGUCAACUGCAGCUCCUGCCCAGGGCCCCCGGCAGCCUUGCCUCAGAGGCCAGCACUCCAUUUCCUCCAGUUCCUCUUCAGAACGAAUGUGUCUGACAUGCAGACUUUCCCCUGGAGCAGCCCUUCAGGAGCCCCGGCCUCACCCGCAGCCCCCGCGGGGCCCUCACCCGGGCCUUCCAUCCCUCCAGGAGCCUCCACUCUACCUCCAGCCUCUCCUGGGGCUCCUGGGCCACCUCCUGUUACUCGAGAGCCUCUGACCUCAGCCUCCGGGGCCCACACGACGGCCGGACAGCCUUCUCGGCCUGCAGCCGUCCUGACUGAUGCGUCAGCCCUUUCCAUGACAGACCCUGGCCCCUCAGAGACCCCCGUCACCCUGCUCAGGCCUCGCAGACUCUCUCCCACCACCUCCAGACCCUCGGCAGCCCUUGGGGCUACCGCCAGCCCCGGCCCCCGGCAGCCCACAACGGGGGCCUCACGCGAAGAGGAGUCCACCGGGUAA
Molecule: messenger RNA, 2820 nt
Organism: Pteronotus mesoamericanus
Lineage: Eukaryota; Metazoa; Chordata; Mammalia; Chiroptera; Mormoopidae
Gene: VWCE
Product: von Willebrand factor C and EGF domains
Exons: 20
Coding region: 1-2820 (939 amino acids)
Biological process (GO): cellular response to virus
Cellular component (GO): cytoplasm
Molecular function (GO): calcium ion binding; protein binding
Source: RefSeq, a predicted model, not a curated record